UGAAAUACAUUACCCACAUUUCAUUACGAAUCUUCGCGUGACGCAAGCAUCGAGGCAAACCUCGCGAGUACAGAACGGCAAUACGCACGCGCAACAUUUGUGUUGUUGUUGGUGGCGUAAGAUGGCGGCGCUCGGGGAUGCAUCAGCUCCGGGUGUGAAUGGGUUAAUACAACAGUUCACAGCGAUUACAGGUGCUACAGAGAGUGUGGGUAAGCAUAUGCUAGAAGCAUGCAACAACAAUCUAGAAAUGGCAGUAACCAUGUUCCUGGAUGGAGGGGGCAUCGCAGAGGAGCCCAGCACCAGCUCCAGUUCAGCAGGGCCCUCCAGCAGUAGAGCGCCCCCCACAGAUGAGGAAGUACGGGCACCCAUUCCUCAGAAGCAGGACAUAUUGGUGGAACCAGAGCCUAUGUUUGGAGCGCCAAAGCGGAGAAGACCUGCCCGAUCCAUAUUUGACGGUUUUAGGGACUUCCAAACAGAAACCAUCCGCCAAGAGCAGGAGCUGAGAAACGGCAGUGCAGUGGACAAGAAACUCAGCACCCUGGCGGACCUGUUCCGGCCCCCCGUCGAGCUCAUGCACAAAGGAAGCUUUGAGACGGCAAAAGACUGUGGUCAGCUAGAGAACAAGUGGUUGAUGAUCAACAUCCAAAACGUGCAGGACUUCGCCUGCCAGUGUCUGAACCGGGACGUGUGGAGCAACGAUGCUGUCCGGACCAUCAUCAGGGAGCACUUUAUAUUCUGGCAGGUUUACCAUGACAGUGAAGAGGGACAAAGAUAUAUCCAGUUCUACAAGCUCAACAAGUUCCCCUACAUCUCCAUUUUGGACCCUCGCACAGGUCAGAAGAUGGUUGAGUGGAACCAGUUGGACGUGGCGUCGUUUCUGGAGCAAGUGACGGGUUUCCUGACAGAACACGGCCAGCUUGACGGCCCGGCAUCCAGCCACCCGCCACCCGCGAAACGUGCUCGCUCCGAGAGUCUGAUUGAUGCCAGUGAGGACAGCCAGUUGGAGGCGGCCAUUCGAGCCUCCCUACAAGAGACCCACUAUGAGUCCUCUUCUGCCCCCGAGCUCCCCAACUCCCCCCACUCUGUAGACGCAGACUCUGAGGGAGGCUCGGACGCAGAGCCCUUCUCUGAUAGCGAGGGCCUCAUCUCGGUCGACGGUUCAGACAACGAGACAACAGAACAUCGCGAGGGCAGCUCCUGCUCUGCAGGCGGACACACCCCUCCGGGACCAGCCCCUCCUACGUCUGCCGCUGCAGCCCCACAACCCCCCCCACGUCCGGACAGCCCCCCCGCCCGCCACAGGAAGUCACCACACAAAGAGAACAGCCACAGAAAAGAGGAGAGCAAAAAGAACCACCUGGAGCCCCCGGCAGCCGCCCCUGCGCGAUCCCAGUCCGACCCCGAGUCGGAGCACCGUUCUGGGGAGAACCAUCGUACCUCAGCGGCCCAAAGCUCCAGAUCUGAUAGGACGGAAACAGCUGACCUCGAUUUGCUUGAUGACAAUGGUCCCAAGGCCAGAGUGAUGCUGCGCUACCCAGAUGGACAAAGAGAGCAGAUCGCCCUGUCAUCCAAAGCCAAGCUAAUGGCUCUGGUGAGGCAUGUCCAGUCAAAGGGUUACCCCAACGAACGCUUCGAACUUGUCACCAACUUCCCCCGGCGAAAGCUUGCGCACUUGGACUAUGACAUCACUCUGCAAGAGGCAGGGCUGUGUCCACAGGAGACUGUAUUUGUGCAGGAGAGGAACUAAGCCCCACCUUUUAUUUUUUCAGACCACACCCUUACCACCGGUGUCCCCCCCCGCCCCCAAGAAGACGUUUACAGGCCGUGACCCCUGACUUUUUGUUAUUGUGGAGAUUAGACCAUGCCCUUGUUUGGCAACAUCAAUUAGUGGAUGGACUCAAUUACCCAUCAUUCCACUGGGAGGAAGUGAAUGGCCUGUGUACUUUUGGUAGUGGGCAUUGUUGUUCAUCGUCAAUAACCGAAUGCGUUCUAUUCUGAUUUUAGCUUUAUUUUGCGGUAAUAAACCAAUCGGAGUAGAAUACAUUAGUUAGAGUUAGAAAUAAGCUGGUGUCCCAAUAAUGAUUAGAGUUGGCUCUGGAAGAAUUAAGACCUUUAUCACUGAAAAAGGAUUUAAAAUGUCUGAGAUUUGUUUCAAGUUCUUAAUAUUUCAGUUUUGAGUCAUUCACACCCAUUGCCAGAACUCUCUACCCUUUGCUCUGUUUGGUCAAAUUUAGUGACCAUGAGAAAGUGGGUGACUUUGAAGAAUGCAAUGGAGAGUGGUGGAGGGCCAUUGAAAUGUUUUUUGGGUGGGGGGGGG
Esox lucius (northern pike) is the source of this 2317-nucleotide messenger RNA. RefSeq names its product UBX domain protein 7 (gene ubxn7). Lineage: Eukaryota; Metazoa; Chordata; Actinopteri; Esociformes; Esocidae. The record is from RefSeq and is a predicted model, not a curated record. Bases 122 to 1747 code for a protein of 541 amino acids. The transcript has 11 exons. Gene Ontology annotation, cellular component: nucleus. Gene Ontology annotation, biological process: proteasome-mediated ubiquitin-dependent protein catabolic process. Gene Ontology annotation, molecular function: ubiquitin binding.